CGGUGUCUGACAGAGGUAUUGCCCUGCACCGCCGUCCUCUCUCUGUUUAUAUUGCUUAACUGUUUACAAAACAUUGCGGGGGAAUAUCCGUGGUCUCUUCUAUCCGGAUGAGAGGAUUCUUACCGUAUUUUUGUUCCUGCUACGUGGACUUUAAGCUCUUCGCUGGAGACGGGAGAGUCGCACUAACGGGAUAAAAAACUGCCAUUAUAAACCAAAACAACAAAAACGAAGAACACGUCCUCGUCGUCUCGUCGCCUGCCUGUGGUGGAUAUAUACACACCCAAAGGAAUGCUGCUGUCCAAGCUCAAUUCUCUGGCCCACAUCUCCACUGUAGACAUGCCGGCGAAGAUCCAGCUCCAAGUUCAUCAAGUGAAGGAGAGGGAGCCUUUCGAGAAGCUGUAUCAGGUCGGCGCGGUGCUGGGCAGCGGCGGCUUCGGCACCGUGUACUCCGGGACGAGGAUAUCCGACGGAGCUCCGGUUGCUGUCAAACAUGUGGCCAAGGACAGAAUCUCCGAGUGGGGGGACCUGAAUGGCUCCCGGGUCCCAAUGGAGAUCGUGCUGUUAAAGAAAGUCGGGACAGGCUUCCGUGGCGUUAUCAAAAUGCUGGACUGGUUUGAGCGGCCGGACAGCUUCAUCAUCGUGAUGGAGAGGCCCGAAAACGUCAAGGACCUGUUCGACUUCAUCACGGAGAAAGGUGCCUUACCGGAGGAGCUGGCGCGAAGCUUUUUCCGCCAGGUGCUGGAGGCUGUGCGGCACUGCCACAGCUGCGGCGUAGUGCACCGGGACAUCAAGGACGAGAAUAUACUCAUCGACCUCCGCACCGGGGAGAUGAAGCUCAUCGACUUCGGGUCCGGAGCCCUGCUGAAGGACACCAUAUACACAGACUUUGAUGGCACAAGAGUGUACAGCCCGCCAGAGUGGAUCAAAUAUCAUCGCUAUCAUGGACGCUCUGCCACAGUUUGGUCCCUGGGUGUCUUGCUGUAUGACAUGGUGUGUGGGGACAUUCCGUUUGAGCACGAUGAGGAGAUCACAAGGGGGCAGGUCCUCUUCCGGAGGAGAAUCUCCACAGAAUGCCAGCAGCUGAUCAAGUGGUGUCUGUCUCUGCGGCCAGCCGACCGUCCAUCCUUCGAGGACAUCAUCAAUCACUCGUGGAUGCAGAGCACACCCUCCUCUUUAAUCCCAUCCACAGUGCAGACGGAGAAGACGACCACAGAGAUCAGGCUGCACAGCAUCAGCCAUGAGCCCACAGCCUUCACACCCACCCCUGUGGCCGUGGCUCAGUGAUGGAGACGAACAGUUCGCUCUGGGCUGCUGGGUCCGAACUGGACUGCACUGACAUAAGAGACUAUUAAUAAAGACUUAUGUAACAGACUUGAAGCAGAGAGGAGGGGAGGGCAGCGCACAGGCCGGCGGUCCCGACACAAGUGAGAGCAAGGUGUAAAGGACUAAACACAGAGGAGACCGAGGUCACGACAAAACUAUCACACCUCGGUUUCAGCCUGGCAGGCCAGACCCUCUCCGCCCUCACCACCCCAACUACUUGAUUUCCCCAGCUGUUGACCCACGUCGGUGUCACAACAACAUCCUCGCUGGAUCUAGACAACGGGUGUUUAUCAGUCUGUAGGGGGCAUGCUCUGUAUGCACGGACACCUGCAAAUACAGUACACAAGCUCGCUGUUCUGCUGAAUGAUAAGCAGACAGUCUGCGUUAUGUAACCUCUCGCUGCACUGUAUUCUGCUCCCUCCCUGUACUCUCUGUGUCACAGCAGAGUCGGAAGAGCAGGGGUGUUGGCGACGAGGAGCGCAGUUUUCAAAAAGUGCCUUCUGUGAGAUUGUUGGGGGACCCUGAAAAUACUUGAAUUUGUGAAAGCAGAGAAGGCUCUUCUUCUCCGAGACCUUUCUGCUCCUUACUCUGUACAAGGCUUUAUAUUGUUUAUUGCUGUUUUUUUCUCUCAUGGGCCUAGAUCAGUAAAGCCUAUGCCAUCUACAACCACUACUAUCACAACUUCUACUACUCCAAUGUCAUCGGCAACCAGACAACCUCAUACCUCUGGCAGCAACCUGUGCAAACACAUCAUAAAGGAAACACUGGACUUACCUCACUCUCUUUACUACAGCAUCCACCUCUACUCUACAACCUCCGCUUCCUCUUCUUCUCAUGUUGUAUACAAACAUGAGGCCUAGGCAACCGCUCGUUCACAUCCACCUGAAUGCACGCCACAAUGCAAACCAUACCGAAAUACAACAUCCUCUGCUCUUCACUUCAAUUUUUUUUUAUUUUAUGUUUAAACAGUGCCUCACACAAGUCUUAAAAUUUGGUGGGGAGAAUUGUAAAUAAUGAUGAUAUUUAUUAUUGUUGUGACUUCUUUCUCACACUCAAUGAGCUCAGAAUUUAUUUAUUUAUUUAUGAGAGAAUUUCGGCUGUUUGUGUGUAUUUCAUUCCACAGUCACUGAAGGGCCCACAGAUUAUUUAAAGAGACAAACAAAGACGAGAUGAAUCUUUUCUGACCAUAUUUAUGGCUUGAAAUUUAAAAAAAAGAAAGAAAAAAGAGCAGAUGUGUGUGUGUAUGUUUGUGUAUGUCCUGUAAAUAACGUGUAAAUAGUCCCCGAAAGCACUUCCAUCUUAAUGUAUCUGAACAUGAACGUCUACUGAUGCUAACUGGUUUUGUGUAACUGGUCGCUGUUGUCUGCUGUGGGAGCAAAUGUAUUCUGAAUGUUGGAUGUUUGUGUGUAAGAGUGUAUGAAUGUAUUUGUGUGUGUGUGUGUGUGUGUGUGUGUGAGAGAAUGAGAAAACUUCUGGUUUCAUGAUUGCAGCUUGGAUUGUUUUUUCAUCCAUUCAAAUUAGAAUUGUAAAUUAUGUUAGAAACUAUUUUUAUACGAUUUCAAUAAAUAUUUUUUUAACUAUGA
Messenger RNA from Epinephelus lanceolatus (giant grouper), 2906 nucleotides. It is a transcript of the gene pim1, whose product is annotated as Pim-1 proto-oncogene, serine/threonine kinase. Lineage: Eukaryota; Metazoa; Chordata; Actinopteri; Perciformes; Serranidae. The record is from RefSeq and is a predicted model, not a curated record. Gene Ontology annotation, biological process: protein autophosphorylation; negative regulation of apoptotic process. Gene Ontology annotation, cellular component: cytoplasm. Gene Ontology annotation, molecular function: ATP binding; protein serine/threonine kinase activity.